This is a messenger RNA of Drosophila innubila, 801 nucleotides long. Its product is annotated as adenylate kinase isoenzyme 1-like. The transcript has 4 exons. Gene Ontology annotation, cellular component: cytosol; cytoplasm. Gene Ontology annotation, molecular function: ATP binding; AMP kinase activity. The record is from RefSeq and is a predicted model, not a curated record. Bases 194 to 760 code for a protein of 188 amino acids. Gene Ontology annotation, biological process: nucleoside triphosphate biosynthetic process. Lineage: Eukaryota; Metazoa; Arthropoda; Insecta; Diptera; Drosophilidae.
CAAUUAAAUUUGUGUGUAAUUGUUUGCUAUUUUAUUUUUGUGUCAAUAAAAUGCGCCAUAAUUAUUCGAUUGACGUACAAAGCGUUCAAAUACGUUAUGAUUGUUGCCAUUCAAAUAUCUAAAUUUUGUCAUAUUUCAAUCAAAUUUUUCGGAAUAACUAGUCCAUAAAUUUUACAUAAAUUUCAGCUAAACAAUGAAUGUACCAAUUGUAUGGAUCAUGGGUGGACAAGGCAGCGGUAAGAGCACCCUAUCACAGAGCAUUGUAGACAAGUAUGGCUAUAAGCAUUUGGAUCCCAGUGCCAUGGUAGACAGAGAGAUUAAUACCAACACUGAAAAGGGCAAAGAAUUUAGCUUGAAACGCAAUCAAGGUGAAGAGAUUCCACUGACUGACAUUAUAAAUUUGAUAGAGGGGGAGCUAAUGGGUAAUCGAGGUGGCUUUAAGGGCUUUGUCGUUGAUGGCUACCCACAAAAUCAGAGCGAUGCGGUAAUUUUGGAAGAAACUAUUGGAUCUCCUGAUUUGAUCAUCGCUCUGCAGGUUAAUCAAGAUACGGCUGCGACGCGAAGAUCGUCCAUAGGUUCCACUGUCACUUCAACUAUAAGCUUCUACAAUAAGAAUGCUGCUCCAGUGUUAGCUAAAUAUUCAAAUAAAAUAAUGCAAAUUGAUGGAGAACGCGAUGCCCAAGAGAUUUUUAAUGAUAUUGUGCCCAAUAUGGAUACCAUAACAAAGAAUCGCGGCAAUCCCAUAACAAUUCAACGUUAAAACUCAUACUACACAUUAACUUGGAGCAAAUAAUCAAAAAA